AUGGUGAGUCGAUAUCAUGUGAUCUUAGUGUUGGCAAGUGUUUUAGCCGUUCUGUCAAUUGCUGCUAUUGUCACAUUGAUUGUACUUUGGUUAACUGUACUGACACCAUUUGAAGAUUAUUCUCUCGUAAUUGAUGCUGGCUCGUCGCAUUCAACUAUAUUUGUUUACAAGUGGCCAGCUGAUAAAUCAGAUGGACUUGGUACAACAUCUCGAGUCAGUCAAGUGAUAUCGCGUGAAGUUGCUGGUGGACCUAUAUCAUCGAUUACUGAUACAACAGAAAAUGGUACUAGGCAAUACUUUAAUGCGGCUAUGAUCGAAUGUCUGAAUGUCAUUCCAUCCAACCGAAAAAGUCGAGCUUUAAUCUUUCUCGGUGCAACUGCUGGUCUUCGACUAUUCAACAUCACAAGUCCGGAUUAUAUCAAUCGUUUGUUGAAUGCUACUCGUGCAUAUUUCGGUACACUUGGCGUGCUAUUUGGCGCACCUGAAUUUCAAGUGCGCAUCAUCGAUGGAAGUGAAGAAGGUUUAUCAGGAUGGAUAACAGCCAAUAUUCUUUUGCAUCAAUUGUAUGACAAUAAUGUGCCAUUGCAAACAUACGGUGUUGUUGAUAUGGGUGGUGCCAGUACUCAAUUGAGUUUUAUUGCUCCACAAGCGACAAGUGAACAUUACCUUAUGAAUCUAUUUGAUACAGAUUAUGAUGUAUAUUCACAUUCGUAUCUAUGCUAUGGUCAAGAUCAGUUACGUCUCAUCUAUCAAGGACAACUAGUACAGCAAGCAAAUGGAUUAAUUUCAAUUGAUGAUCCGUGUCUUCAAUCCGGUUACAUUCAAAACAUAUCAUAUUCUAGUAUAAGUGGAACGGCUUGUGCCAUCGGUCGAUUGACAACACCAACAGGUGUUAAUAGUACAUCUUUGAUCACAUUCAGAGGUACUGGUAAUUAUUCAGCAUGUCAAGAACUAAUGCGUGCACGUCUGAACAAAACAGCUUGUUCAACAAAUGGAAAUUGUAGUUUCGACGGUGUUUAUCAACCGAUUCCAAUAUCCUCAUCAUUAAAAUUUGUUGCCUUUGCGGCAGUUUUCUAUGCAUUUGACACAUUGGCACCGUUCGUACCAAUUUCUAGUGAUUCAUAUGGAAACUAUGAUCUUUCAACAACGAAUCUAACACAAAUCAAAGCAGCAAUUGCCACGGUAUGCAAUCAACCUUGGUUGAAUGUAACCAACGCCACACGAUUUCGACCGUUCUUAUGUUUUCAAACAAUGUACCACUGGACACUGUUCGAAUAUGGUUACGCAUUGACCGAGAGUAAUAUAAAAAACUUUCAAAUUGUGAAUAAAAUCAACUCAAAUGAUAUUGGUUGGACGUUAGGCUACAUGAUUAAUCAAACCAAUCACUUAAGUCCUGAGUAUCGACCUUCACGUUUAUUAACACAAGCAGAAUUCAUUGGAAUACUAAUAUGUUUUAUCGUAUUGCUAGUAAUCAGUUUAAUUGUGCUAAUUGGUGCUAUUGUUAUUUACAAACGACAAGAAAAUCCUCAAACAAAUGAUCAAAUGUGA
Molecule: messenger RNA, 1548 nt
Organism: Adineta ricciae
Lineage: Eukaryota; Metazoa; Rotifera; Eurotatoria; Adinetida; Adinetidae
Source: the annotation of a GenBank genome assembly